Messenger RNA from Bufo bufo (common toad), 3011 nucleotides. RefSeq names its product oocyte zinc finger protein XlCOF7.1-like. Gene Ontology annotation, biological process: negative regulation of transcription by RNA polymerase II. The record is from RefSeq and is a predicted model, not a curated record. The transcript is spliced from 10 exons. Lineage: Eukaryota; Metazoa; Chordata; Amphibia; Anura; Bufonidae. Gene Ontology annotation, molecular function: DNA-binding transcription repressor activity, RNA polymerase II-specific; RNA polymerase II cis-regulatory region sequence-specific DNA binding. Bases 646 to 2226 code for a protein of 526 amino acids.
UCGGGAGCGGCUCCCUUGUGAACCGGUGAUGAGUCAGCCAUUUUACUGUAGUCUUCCAGAAUAAACGUCCAUUCUCCUUUAUACACCAAAUCAGCGAUAUAUUCACUUCGGUUGUGGCUAAACCCCAUGAGCCGUAAGCACCUUGUGAUGUCACAGAGUCACGUGAUAUGCCAAAGUCGCGUGAGUUUUGUUAGAACACCAGCAGGGAAAUAUCUGCCUCAUGGUUACUUCUCGCCGCCUAUACGGUCCGCGUUCUGAGGAGAGAGACGCCAUUUUGCUGUAGCCUCUCCGCCUGUGUGUGUACCAUAAUGAGACUCACUGGACUACAACUCCCAGACGCCCUUGCGGCCCCAAAUGUGUUUCAUUUGAUAGUUCCAGGCAGGAUCUGACCUGCAUCCUGUGGUAAUGUAUCUACUACUACCACCAUCAUCCUUAUCAGACAGAACUGCAUGAAAUCUGAUUAUUUGAAGCCCCUGUGCGGUUAUUGCACUACAGAGCAGCGCAGAGGCUCAGUGCAUUCAUUUUACUGGGGUCUGAGGUGUCCCCACUCGCUCUGUUCUCAAAUGCAUUUACGUUUAUCGCAUUUUCGUCCCUACCACGGCGCUUUCAUGGUCUGUGUCCAACGCAAGAACUGAUCAGCAGAGGAUGAAGACGGGCGGCGAUGAGAUGACCCCGAAAAUACUGAAUGUCACCCUGGAGAUCAUCUACCUGCUGACCGGACAGGAUUAUGGUCCCAUAAAUAAGUCCACCCAGCAUGGAGGACGGAGCGAGAUCCGGAGAACCACAGCGGAGCCUCUGCCUCCCUCCCAGAGAAACCUCAAGAAGAUCCUGGACCUGACCAACAAGAUCAUUGAGCUGCUGACGGGAGAGGAGUGGGAAUAUUUAGGACACAAGGACCUGUACAGAGACGUCAUGAUGCAGACUCAGCCAUCCCUUACAUCACCAGAUGGGUCCAGUAAGAGAAUCACAUUAAAGAGACGUCUCAGUCCUGAUGAUCCACGAGAAUCUACAGGGUCAAGUCACAGCAUCCCCCAGGAUUAUCAGGUUGAAAGCUUAAAAGCUAUUAAGGUGGAAGCUGAAGAGGCAGAGGAGGAUGAGCCGUGCAAGGAGGAGGAGGAGACCCCUACAGAUAUCUCUCCAGAUGGGUCCAGUAAGAAAAACACAUCGGAAAGGCGUUCCAGCCCGGACGAUCCACCGCAGUCUAGAGAGGAAAGUCACAGCUUCCCGAAGGAUGAGCAGGUUGGAAGCUUAAAACCUGUCAAAGGAGAAGUUGAAGAGACAGAAGAUUGGGGGGAUAAGUCAUACCAGAUGGAGACCCCUACAUAUGUCUAUCCAGGUGCGUCAAGUAUGAGUAUCAGAUCAAAAGGAUGCUGCAGUCUGGAUGAUCCAGAGGAGUCUGCAGAGGAAAGGCACAGAGUCCUGGAGGAUGAUCAGGACGAAAGUUUAAGAAUUAUCAAAGUAGAAGCUAAAGAGGUGGGAGUUUUGGGGAAAGAGCAGUGUAAACAGAAGAAAAGUGCAAAUGUCAGCCCAGUGUCGACCACCUAUAGUAAUAUAUACACAUGCACGGACUGUGGUAAAGGCUUCCCCUUUAAAUCAAAGCUGAUUCGGCACAGACGCAUUCACACGGGAGAGGCGCCGUAUUCAUGUCCUGACUGCGGCAAAUGCUUUAAACAUAAAACAUCGCUCGUCGACCACCAGAGAAUCCACACGGGAGAGAAGCCCUUUGCUUGUUCUUACUGCGGACAGACAUUUGCCCACAGGUCCACCGUUCUGGACCACGAGAGGACUCACACGGGCAGUAAGCCCUUCUCCUGCUCUGAAUGUGGCCAGAGCUUCACCAUGAGAUCCACGUACGUGAACCACACGAGACUACACACGGGGGAGAAGCCGUUCUCUUGUUCCGAUUGUGGUAAAUGCUUUGCACAGAAAUCUGCACAUGACAAACACCGGUACCUUCACACUGGAGAGAAGCCGUUCCCCUGUGCAGAGUGCGGGAAGACUUUUUCGGGGAGAUCGCUUCUUGCAGAACACGAGAGGACUCACACGGGGGAGCGGCCGUUUUCAUGUUCUGAAUGCGGCAAAUCCUUUUCUCACAGAUCUACCCUGACCACACACAAGUUAACGCACUCGGGGCUGAAGAUGUUCUCCUGCCCUCAGUGCGACAAGUCCUUCACUACCAAAAAAGCUCUUGCAAGACACUGGUCAACCCAUAUCGGGCUCCAGUAAUUUCCACAAUAUGAAUGUGGGAGAAAUAAGAAUCGAGGCCUGGGGAAGCAGGCCACAGGACACACCCUAUCCAGGAUGGUGCCCUCAACAGUUCUGAAUGGAAGCCCUUGCAGCUUGGCGACCCUCGCCACUACCGUGCAGUAGAUACUCUUACUUCAGGGCAGAAAUGCGAGGGAGGGAGUUAUGAAAAAUUUCAGUUGAACCCAGUGGAUGCACACUUCCAGAUGUGAGGACCAUGGUCACUACAUUGCUAGUUCCCACACUGACCCACUAGCAAAACAGCUGCAUAUGUAGCUUUAAACAACCCAGCAGAUAUCAGUUGCCCGGUCCAAAAACCUGAUUCCCUGCGCAGUAACUGUGUUAUAAUCUCAGCUGUUUACACGCCAGACUGCAUUUUCUGGCACAGGAAGUGUAACCGCCAUAUUGGCACUCGAGAGCCUUUGUUUCUGUCACCCAGACCUUGAAUGAGCCUGCCCAUCCCUCCCAUUGCUCUUCCUGGCAGUCUCCAUCAGACAUAUUUGAAUGAAUCUAUACCGUAGAGUAUAACCAGAUGCCAGGGAUGUGGUGGCCCCAGUGCGGUCACCCUAGGUUAGAGCCUAUAAAGUUUCCAGAAGGGAGUUGCUAGCUUUCACCUUGCAGCCAUGGACAGGCGAAGCAUGAGAUUUUAUAAUAAAGAGAGGAGGCAUUUUUGUUACUCCGUAGUCUGAUGGAUUAUUGUCUAACUUGCUGGAGAUGCUGAAAGGCUGCGUAUUCUUUUGCAACCAUUUUUAUUAUUGCUGCAAUGA